UGUAAUUGAAGUUUGUAAUGAGCUAAUUAUUAUGUCACGUAUGUACUUUUUGUGAAUUAUAAGUUAUCUCGUUAAAAAUAAAUUCGUGUUUCAGUUUAAAAACGCCGCCAAAGUGAAAGUAUUCUUGCAAAAAAUUGAAGUGAUAUGAUUGGUAUAAAUUUUGUAUGCCUUCGAGCCUGACCAAUAAGAAGCAUAGGAAUGCUUAAAGCUUGCGCAGUACGAAGGUAAAUCUAUAUUCCCAGCGAUUACCUCGUGCGGGCCGGCCAUAUUGCUUUGAAUGACUGAGUGAAUAACAGAGGGCUAAAGUAGCCAUAAAUAAAUCUUCCAACAUCUUAAAGUUGCGAAGACUUUUCCAAUAAUAGACCAUCAUGGAAAAUUCGUACGGAAUUGGGGUUGCCAAUAGGUAUGCUCUUUUUUUGGACGAUGAAUCAGAUCCAUUGGAAACUCUUUCUUUGAAGGAACAAGAGAAGGAACUCAAAAAAAAGAACAAGGUCGCCGAAAAAGAAAAUAAGGUGAAAACUCCAACUGUACCAAAAGGAAAACCGGCUCCGGCUCAAAAGAAACCCGUUAAAGACACUAACCAUAAGCCCCAGGAACUUAAACGCGACGAAACCAAACAAACACCAAGGAAUAACGCUGAUGGUAAACCUGAACGGGAAAGGAAUUUCAACAAAUUUAAUAACGAAAACCGCGAAGAAAGGAAUAACAGGAGAAACCGAGAGGACAGACCUUACAAUGGACCUUCCGAAAAUCGGGAACGUGAUGAUAGGCCAAGGAGAGAACCUGCGACUGGUGACAACUUUGAAAAUCGUACUCGUGACCGAGGAGAAAGACGAGAACCUCGCGAACCAAGGGAACCGCGUGAACCACGGGAACCGCGUGAACCGCGAGAGGGACGAGCUAUAGGAAACAAACCUGGCGGCCCUCGUGGACCUAGAAGGACUUUUGACGGAGACAGACGAGGCAAACGGGAAUUUGACAGACAAAGCGGAUCCGACAAAACCCAUGGUUACAGAGGAGUUAAGCCGAUCGACAAGCGUGAUGGCGGUGGUGCUCACAACUGGGGAUCACAUAAGGACGUUAUUGAGGAAGCUGACAGGCCUACGACUACUGAUGCCAAUGAAAGUUGGGGUGAUGAAGUUAAGAUUGAACAACCAGAACAACCACCACAGGAAAAGAAAGAGGAAGUAGAAGCUGAACCAACUCCUGUUGAAGAAGAACCAAAAGAAUUGACCUUAGAUGAAUGGAAAGCUCAGCGUGCUGGCCGUGUUAAGCCAACAUUCAAUAUUAGGAAAGCUGGAGAAGGAGAGGAUCCGAGCCAAUGGAAGAAGAUGUUUGAACUUAGGAAAAAGGAGAAGGAUGAGGAAUCGGAAGAGGAAGAAUAUGACGCUUCAGAAUAUCCCCAACGGGUUGGACGACAAAAAUAUUUACUGGAUAUCGACAUUCAAUUUUAUGACAGUGCUCGCAGGGGCGGCGGACGUGGAAGAGGACAAAGAUCUGGUGGUCCGAGGGGUGGCAGCCGUGGCGGCGGCGCCGUUGGUGGUCCUGGCGGUGGAGUCGGUGGCGGCAAUCGCGAGGAACGCAGAGACCGUGGACCCAAUGCCGCUGACAGUGAACGCCGUCCUAGAGAAGGGGGCGACAGAGCAGAAAGACGUUACCAUAAUGAUGCUCAGGUAAAAAAACAAGGUGACGAUAGGAGUGGCGAGGCCCGUCAAGCUCCAAAGGUCGAUGACGAACGUGAUUUUCCCUCUCUCGGUUAAGUUGGAAGGAAGCUGAGUCGGUCCUGAUUUCUUCAAUUAAUGAGCGAUUGGAUAGGGGGCGACAUCAUCACAAUAAAAAUAAACUGUAUAUUACAAUUUAACUACUUUGUUACGUCGGUACAAAAAUCUGUAUCCUAGACAAGAACAGGUCUUUUAGAUUAUUCCAGCAAGUUUUUCAAAUAUCUAUUUCAGUGUAGACUGGAGCACCCGAAUUGUAAGGGUGGUGAUUACUAGUCAGUGUUACGCUGCAUUGUUAACAGUUUCGUGGCUGCUCAUAAUAAAUAG
Psylliodes chrysocephalus is the source of this 2045-nucleotide messenger RNA. Lineage: Eukaryota; Metazoa; Arthropoda; Insecta; Coleoptera; Chrysomelidae. The record is from the annotation of a GenBank genome assembly.